CAUCAGGUUGGCCCGCUCUAAUGUGCCACAAAACGAAGUGAAUUUAAUUAAUAAUUUGCGCUAAUUUAUAAUCGUCCGAUGCAGCGAUUUAAUCGCCCGACAGCAACAGACAGUCCCCCACCGCAGCCACCACAACCCACAAGCAGGCGUAAUCAGCCAUUAUCAAUUGCUGUUUGUAGUGUAGAAAUCCCCAGAGCCCAAUAAAAAGAGCUCACCGGUCGUAACGAGACGUGGGGCACAGCAGGCAAAAAUACAAACACGAGCCAUGGCUAUGAAGUCGGGUUCGAAUUCGAAAACGGCAUCGGCAUCGGCGGCGGCAUCGGCUUCAGCAUCAUCGUCGGGUGCGAUCAAAAGCAGCAGCGUUGGCGGCGAGCUGCCCAAACGGAGCGAAACACUCUUGGAGGCAAAACGUCGCGCUCGGAACAUGCUCAAGAACCAAGGCAGCACUCAAGCCAUGCAGGAAACGGUGACGGAUAUAUUCCAGACAGCUGUCAAGUCGCUGCCUCUGGUACGUGGCGAAACGGCUAUGGUUUACCAUCAGUCGAUGGAGCAGCAUUGCUGCCGCUGGGAUCCCAAACACUUGGAGUGUCCGGAUCGUUUUAAUCGCGUUUUGGAUCGCUGCAACGAAUUGAAGCUGUUGGAUCGCUGCCUGCCAGUGUCCCCCAGGCUGGCCAGCAAACAGGAGAUACUACGCCUGCAUACGGCUCAGCAUUUUGAACUGUUGGAGCAGACGUCCGAAGUGUGCGACGAUCAGAGCAUGGAGGAGCUAAGCUCUCGUUUCGAUUCAAUAUACAUACAUCCGUCCACAUUUCAGUGCUCAUUGCUUGCCAGCGGAUCCACCAUCGAUUUGGUGGAUGCCAUAAUUACGGGCAGGGCGCAGAAUGGCAUGGCCAUCAUUCGGCCGCCAGGGCAUCAUGCCAUGAAGGCCGAAUUCAAUGGCUAUUGUUUCUUCAACAAUGUGGCUCUGGCCGCCCAGCAUGCCCUCGAUGUGCACAAACUGGAGCGCAUCCUGAUCCUUGACUACGAUGUCCAUCAUGGCCAGGGCACACAGCGCUUCUUCUACAACGAUCCCAGGGUUCUGUAUUUCUCCAUACAUCGCUUCGAGCAUGGUGCCUUCUGGCCACAUUUGCAGGAGUCCGACUACCAUGCCAUAGGCGAGGGCCCUGGCCUCGGCUUUAACUUCAAUGUGCCGCUCAAUGAAACCCGGAUGGGGGACGGCGACUACAUGGCCAUCUUCCAGCAGCUGCUACUGCCCGUAGCAAUGGAGUAUCAGCCGGAGCUGAUCAUCGUCUCGGCCGGCUAUGAUGCGGCCCUGGGCUGUCCCGAGGGCGAAAUGCAGGUGACGCCCGCCUUCUAUCCGCAUCUGCUCAAUCCGUUGCUCCGUCUGGCCGACUCCCGUGUGGCCGUUGUGCUCGAAGGAGGCUACUGCCUGGAAUCUCUGGCCGAGGGAGCGGCCCUCACGUUGCGCACCCUGCUGGGGGAUCCCUGUCCCGUGCUGAUCGAGCCGCUGCUUCCGCCGAAACCAUCGCUGAUCAAAUCAAUUCUCAACUGCAUCUUUGCUCAUCGGCCGUACUGGCGUUGCCUCCAGCUGCAGGGCACCUACGAUCCCCCCGAGCUGAUGGGCAAGAAUGGCAGCCAGGACUUGCAUAUUGUGGAACGUACAUGGGUUGGAGGACCGCCACCCGUUACCGUUUAUCCAACGCGGGACACCUCUGUGGAGCACCUCAUUCCCGAGCCGAUAGUGGCCGAUAAUACGGCCCGCCUGCGCCGACUGCGGCUGGAGACCAUUCUGACGGUGCCUGGCGUGCGUGUGUGCUACGCCUACAAUCCCGAGAUGAUGGAGCAUUGCAACCUGGACGACCUGGGCCAUCCCGAGCAGCCGAAGCGCAUUCAAUUUAUCCACAAAAUGCACGAGGAUUAUCAGCUGCUGGGCCGCAUGAAGCAGCUAGCUGCGCGGGCGGCCACCACCGACGAGAUCUGUCUGGCGCACAGUCGCUCCCACGUGAACACAAUGCGGCGAGUGCUGGGACGCGACAAAGACGAUCUGCAGGCGCAGGCAGCGACCUACAAUUCGGUGUACCUGCAUCCGGCCACCUUUGGCUGCGCCACCCUGGCCGCUGGAUCCGUUCUGCAGGCGGUGGACAGCGUGCUGCGCGGAGAGUCCCGCAGUGCCAUCUGCAAUGUCCGUCCACCCGGCCAUCAUGCGGAGCCGGACCAGCCGCACGGUUUUUGCAUAUUCAACAAUGUGGCCAUUGCCGCCCAGUACGCCAUUCGGGAGUUUGGCCUGAAGCGUGUGCUAAUCGUCGACUGGGAUGUCCACCACGGCAAUGGCACCCAGCACAUCUUCGAGUCGAAUCCCAAGGUGCUGUACAUCAGCGUCCAUCGCUACGAGAACGGUACCUUCUUCCCCAAGGGCCCCGACGGUAACUACGAUGUGGUGGGCAAGCACACGGGAGCCGGCUUUAAUGUCAACAUACCGUGGAAUAAGAAGGGAAUGGGGGAUCUGGAGUACGCCCUGGCCUUCCAGCAGAUCGUAAUGCCGAUUGCAUACGAGUUCCAGCCGGAACUGGUGCUCGUGUCGGCGGGCUUCGAUGCGGCCAUUGGGGAUCCUUUAGGCGGCUGCAAAGUUUCCCCCGAGGGCUAUGGCCUGUUCACCCACUGGCUGUCUGCUCUGGCCGGAGGACGGCUAAUUGUGUGCCUCGAAGGCGGCUACAAUGUGAACUCCAUUUCGUAUGCCAUGACCAUGUGCACAAAGACGCUGCUGGGGGAUCCGGUGCCGACGCCACAGCUGGGUUCGGCUGCCCUGACAAGGCCGCCGACAACGGCCUUCCAGAGCUGUCUGGAGACGCUGCAGUGCUGCGUGGAGGUGCAGCGUCAGUAUUGGAAAUCGCUAGAGUUUGUUGGCUACCGGCUGCCGCAUGGCUAUCAGAUUGGGGAGAACAACAACGAGGAUUUUCUUGCCGCUUCUUUGGUGAAGUUGAAUAUUUCAAGUGACGAUGCCCAGGGUGCGGCGGGCGGCGAACAAGCCGAUCCUGGGCAGGAGAGGCCCAGCGACAGCAAGCCCAAAGUAAAGGUAAAGCCGCCCAAUCAUUCAACGGCCGCGCCAGAGGAGAUGUUUGCCAUUCCCCCAAGCAAGACCUGUCCGCACAUGCGAAUGCUGCGACCGGAGCUGGUGCCGCAAUCAAUAAACACGAGGGCACCGUGCGGCGAAUGCAUCUCUAGGUCGGAUAACUGGAUGUGUUUGAGCUGCCACUAUAUUGGUUGUGGGCGCUAUGUGGGCCGGCACAUGCAGAGGCACUGCGAGGCACUCGAACAUACACUGGUAAUGCGGUUGCAGGACCAUGCCGUGUGGUGCUAUGUGUGCGGCAUUUAUCUCGAUAAUCCGCGACUCUUCGAAUACAAGAAUCGGGCACAUCAGGACAGAUAUGGCCGACCGCUGGCCUGGCGCUAUCCCUGUGCGAAGCGUGCCGAUGGCUGUUAUCCGUUAGAUCCCGAAACAGAUUCGGAGGAGGAGGCCGAUCAUAUUGCCAAUGGGAGCUAUCUCCAGGAGGCCCAGUGACCCUUGCUGCUGCGCGUCCUGCACGCCCUCACAGAUUAUAUGUGCACGCUGUGCCCACCAUUCAGACAUAUACUCCAGUUCCUGGUCGAGCACAUGUGGCCGCUGCUGGAACGCAUUUACCUUAAGCUGAUACAAUUUUUUUUGGGCAAUUGAAACAAACACCGCACGCUGUAUGUGCUACUCUCUCUCUCUCGUUCCCCU
Messenger RNA from Drosophila obscura, 3760 nucleotides. RefSeq names its product histone deacetylase 6 (gene HDAC6). Lineage: Eukaryota; Metazoa; Arthropoda; Insecta; Diptera; Drosophilidae. The coding region runs from base 266 to 3559 and encodes 1097 amino acids. Gene Ontology annotation, biological process: chromatin organization. The transcript has 9 exons. The record is from RefSeq and is a predicted model, not a curated record. Gene Ontology annotation, cellular component: histone deacetylase complex. Gene Ontology annotation, molecular function: zinc ion binding; histone deacetylase activity.